CCUAAAUUCGCUCCGCCGCCUACACGCAACCGCCGCCAUGUCUACCGUUUCAAAGAAGCCGAUCGUGAUCUAUGGCCCCUCGGGCACUGGCAAGAGCACCCUGCUCAAGCGCCUGUUCGCUGACUACCCCGUGUCCAACACCACCCGCCAGCCGCGCACCGGCGAGGUCGACGGCAAGGACUACCAUUUCCUGACCCGCGAGCAGUUCAUUGCUGCUGUCAACAACAACGAGUUCAUCGAGCACGCCGAGUUCUCGGGCAAUAUGUACGGCACCACGAUCCAGUCAGUCAAGGAUGUCGCCACCUCUGGCAAGACGUGCAUCCUGGAUAUUGAUACGCAGGGCGUGGCCCUGGUGAAGAAGACCGAUAUGGGAUGCUCCGAGGACGAGCUGGAGCGCCGGCUGCGUGGGCGUGGCACUGACGACGAGAGCAGCAUUCAGAAGCGCCUGGCCACUGCCAAGAAGGAGCUCGAGUUCGCCAAGCAGCCCAAUGCGUACGACGUCAAGAUUGUCAACGAGGAUGUCGAGAAGGCGUACAAGGAGCUGGUCGAUUUCAUCUUUGAGAAGAACUAGAGUAGAGAAAGAAAAGGUUAUGCCUGCAUGAUGUAUAAA
Messenger RNA from Linderina pennispora, 610 nucleotides. Its product is annotated as putative guanylate kinase. Gene Ontology annotation, biological process: purine nucleotide metabolic process. Gene Ontology annotation, molecular function: GMP kinase activity. The transcript has 3 exons. The coding region runs from base 38 to 571 and encodes 177 amino acids. NCBI's taxonomy places the organism in Eukaryota, Fungi, Kickxellomycota, Kickxellomycetes, Kickxellales, Kickxellaceae. The record is from RefSeq and is a predicted model, not a curated record. Gene Ontology annotation, cellular component: cytosol.